Messenger RNA from Sclerotinia sclerotiorum 1980 UF-70, 1590 nucleotides. RefSeq lists its product as hypothetical. The record is from RefSeq and is a predicted model, not a curated record. The transcript has 3 exons. Lineage: Eukaryota; Fungi; Ascomycota; Leotiomycetes; Helotiales; Sclerotiniaceae. Bases 1 to 1590 code for a protein of 529 amino acids.
AUGUCACUCAGACAUGCUCCUGCAAGUUUGGUCACAUUUUGUGGAAAGGCUGUGGCCUAUGCUUUCUUUUUUGUGCCUGGCAUUGCAGAAAUUCUGGUUCGAAUAUGGAAGAUACCGACUGACAUUUUAAAACGUGUUGUCGACGAGUUAGGUUUACCAAAGCGACCUAACAAAGUAGAAACUGAAGAAGUUGCUGCCGCAUUUCCACCACAUGUUCGAGCAUUGGGUUGGACGUCGGUGAUGACAAUGACCAAUCAGCUUCGGGAAAAGCCUGCCUUGUCCAUCCUAAUUUCUAAGAUUCCUUGGUACGGCCCAUGGACUGCUCGAUGGUGUGGACGGGAUAGUGAUCUUUUCUAUGUGUUUUCGAAGCAUUAUCAUAUUUUGGCUGAGGAAUUUUUACCUUUAGACCUUUCAUUUGCGAUCAAAGCACGUGCGCCAGGAUUUGUCCUAGUUCAAGCCCAGAUUUUGACAGCUCUGGAUGCUACAAUUCAUCGUCAACCAGCCAGUGAACCAUUUCCAAUCACCUUUGAUGACGUACUCGCAGGUGCUGAUGCCUCCGCUGCCGCAUUACCUCUGCCUUCAACCAAUUCUGCUAGAUUAAUGGCCGAGAAUCGCUUGAUUAUGCUUCUUCGAGACUUCCUUUCCGAGCGACCUGCCGAUUUUGAGCCUGCUCGUAUGACUUUUGCGAAUGCUUUCGGUAAGAUGAUGCAAGCUUCGGCAAAGAGGACUUCUUUAUAUGACCACAAUGCAUGUUUCGUUUUGUGCGAUUUCAUGGAUGAAGCACUUUCAUUAAAAAUAUUUGGCGUUGUUUGCUCCCGGAUUAAGGGUACCUGGGCAAAUUAUCUCUUUCUCAAACAAACAGCGGAGAGUUCAGAUCUCCUUCCUCCUUCCACCACACCCUGUCUUCCAGCACCUGGGCGACGACUACUUAUCAUCCAAAAUGAAACUCCGAAAUUGCCCAGCGAAACAACAACCCCAAGCAAGAGACGAUGGACAUUUAUGGGUAGAAUAAUCCCAUCUUUAUCUCCUUCGCCUGAGACGACUUCUCCUCCCUCCACAUCUGUCAAAGCUGGAACUGAAAAGAAAGCGCUUGAGGAAGCAAGAAAAGCUACAUCUGUCGCAAGAACCAGACCCACCCUUAACUCAAAAAGUUCAAGUGAUAGCGAAACUCCUCCAGCUACAGCCUCUCAUCGUGCCUAUAGCUUUAAAUUUUCUUUGGAAUGGGCUCAGAAUUUUGAAAAAGUACACUCGAUUCUUCAAACUGGUAGCGCCCCAAAAGGACCAGCUGGUUCCAAUAGUGCAAAUGACAGAAAACUCACACCACCACGUCUUCCUGCUCCAGCGCAUGCAUGGCUUGCCGCUCGGGUCCCAGGAAUGAGCACUGAAGUAUCACCCCAGGAUCCAAAACUCACAGGCAUAGAUAGAUUCACGAGAUCUAAAUAUGCUGGAAGGGCAUUAGCGGAAUGGGGAUUAAUUGUGGGGGAAUGCAAUAAUUUUGUUGAUAGGAGAAGAACAGAGGGGGUACCGAAUUUAAAGUGGGUGGAGGUUCCUACUCUGGGGGUGGAGGGAUUUAGGAAAUUCGCUGGGUGA